AUGGAUAAAGCAGGAACUAUCAUUGCUAUUUUAAUAGUUCUCGCUUCACUCGGAAUAUUGAUAUCAAGUUUCGUAGGAAAUACCACAAAUAAUCCACCACAAGACAAUGGAACUCACACCGGAUAUCCUGUCUGGCAUCCUCCUUUGCCGGGAUACGAUGGACAAGUACAAGAUGCAACGAUUCUUUUCUCGGCAAUAAUCAUGACUAUCACAGGAUUUUUCAUGUAUAAAUGGACCAUGUUUAACACGCAAAAGGAUAAAAAGCUAUUAACAUAUUUCGUUGAUCGAGAAGCAAAUAAAACUUCGACUCUUGGGUUUGACCGUUUAUUGGCUGCUUACUCAUUGGUUACAGCUUUAGCAGGAUUUUCAUAUUAUUUAGUCGAUGUUGGUAAACUUUGGGUGAUCGUAGGAGUAUUCCAUAAUGUACUCGAAGUUUGUAUUCUAGUUACCCUGCAUCAAGGAGGAAGAAUCACCUCGAAUUCAUUUAUAGUUUGGAUAACUUUAUAUGUGUUACUUGUUGUAGGUUUGAGCAUCUAUUUAGAAUGGCCUUUUGAUGCUCUUUGGUUUAAAGUACAAGGACUUUGUUCGGAUUACGCAUUAGUCAUUCAAUUUACGCGUAUGUAUUUGAAUACGCGUAAGGGUUAUGGCGAUGAAACUUAUCAACGUCUCCUCGAUAUAGAAAAUCCAAGACAAAAUCAACCCAAUAGAGAAAGUAUUUCCUCAGAAAUUGAAGAAAUCGAUCAAACAAAUCAAAAUGAAUAUGGUUCCAUUGGUUCCGUUGGAUAUUUCCGUCCGAAUUAUGUCAUAUUAUUAAUCUUAGCUUCACUCACUCAUAUCUUUGGAAAUGAUCUUUCCACA
Molecule: messenger RNA, 858 nt
Organism: Funneliformis caledonium
Lineage: Eukaryota; Fungi; Glomeromycota; Glomeromycetes; Glomerales; Glomeraceae
Source: the annotation of a GenBank genome assembly